Dimorphilus gyrociliatus is the source of this 3970-nucleotide messenger RNA. The record is from the annotation of a GenBank genome assembly. Lineage: Eukaryota; Metazoa; Annelida; Polychaeta; Dinophilidae.
CAUGGAUCUGCCACCAGGAGUUAAUUGUUUAAUAGAAAAUUGUAAAGCAAGUACACUGAUUAAUCCUUAUUUAGGAUUUUUCCGCUUUCCGAAGGACGAACAAAGGUGUUUACAAUGGAUUUGCGCAAUUCCAGAAGAGAGAAUAAGUAUAUUCAAGAAAAGACCAUUAUUUAUGCAUUUUAAUUAUUGGAUUUGUGAGAAUCACUUUGAAGAUAAUCAAUUUGAAUCAUGGUGCCAGCUGGUAAAAACAAAAGAUGGAGUGAAAAAAGUAAAGAGACUUAAGGAAACAGCCGUUCCAACUUUAUUCUAUUUUGAUUUUGUAAGUAGAACGAAUGAUGAAGAUAAAAUUAGGGUAAAAAUUCAUAUGGAUGAUGUUCAAAAAUUAUCAAAACAUUCUGAACUAAAAUUGAGCGCUUCUUCCGAUUUGAAUUUUGAGAAAUCCGAUCAAACACAAGACAACAAUACAGAAAAUCAAUGUUCAGGAAACGUUGGAAAUGUGAAUAGACCUCGUCCAACAUAUGGACCUAUUCGUAAGACCUUUACCCGUAUAGCAAAACGUAAUUCAAAAGUUAAGAAUGGACCAAUUAAAGUGAUAGUAGAGCGCAAAAAAGCCAAAUCUGAUCAUCAUAAUCCAACCUCCAAACUAGUAACGAAACAUUCAGUUGACUACUAUUCAAAGAGAAGACAGACCGUAAACUUCUUUAAAAAGCAAAAGCGCAUAAGACAUGGCGAAAAGAAGAAUCAAUUACGUUUAACACCCGGUUCACAGAUUAUUUAUAGAAAAUUUAACGAAAGUUUUGAUAGAGUGUUUCAAAUUCCAUUUGAUUCGAAUGCUGCCCAAUGUAUUCGUGUAGUUUUAAGGGAUGUUAAGAUUAAGUCAGUUAUAUUAAGGGAGAAGAGCGCAAAUACCAUUAAUGAUAAGGAUAUUAUGGAUAGUGUGUCGGAGCACAAUUACCAUCAAUCUCAUGAAAUAUUAGUUAAUAACAUUAUUUCACGAAAUAGCAAUAGGUCUACGAAUAAGGUAAUAUCUAAAACGAAGCAGGAUAUAUAUGAAGAAACUGAACAGGAAGACAAAUAUGAAAAUGUGGAAAUAGAAAUAGUAAAUCAAGAAGUUCAUUUAAAACAAGUUAUAGCUACAAAAAGAUUGUAUCAGAAUCGUAUUAACAACGAUUCAAUUGAAGAAAAUCAUAACAAAACAAUAAAUGUCUGUAAUCCUAUAUCGGAAAAUAAGACUAAAGUUAGUCAUAUCUGUAGAAAACCUAUUGCUUUACAUAGAGGUAUUAGAUCCCAAGAGCCGCAUAAAGAAUAUUCGAAUAGAAAUAUUGAAGUAGAACUCAUCGAACGAGAUGGUUUCUUAAACAAUACUGUUACUCGCUUUCAAUUAGAUAAAAAUAAAGUGAAAAAUACAAAUGUUGAUCAAGAACCUAGAGUUUCUAAAUUAUUCCCAAAUAAAGUUCGCUUUAAUCAAGCAGCAGUUGCUCAUAAAGACACCAAGCCAAAAAGAAUCCGUCAGAAACCGUCAGCAGGGAGACAUGUAUCAAGAAAGAAAACUACUCUAGCACACGGCUCUAAAAAUAAUAGUAAAAUUUCCACGUCCGAUGUUAGUACAUUGACUUGUCUUACUUGCGGAGAAAUUUUGAAAGAUACAAAAGACUUAAGAAUUCAUAUGAGGAAUGUUCACGCCAAUAAGGUAUUUCUUUGUAAUGUAGAGAACUGUAAUUUUUCAACCUCAACUAAAUUUGAAAUGGAUAAUCAUAAGUCUCUUAUUCACCCUUCGGGAUUGACGGAAAAACAGAAUGUCGAGUUUAGUUUUUCAAGCUCUGAUAGCGAUGUUGUUGAGGUUAUUUCUCAAAUUGAAAGCAUAUCGCCAAAGACACGUCAUGCAAUUAAGAAAAAAGAGAAAACUAAAAACCCUCUAGUUCUUCACUCGCAGUCUAAAAGCAGUAGCUUGAUAACUACCUUAACCAACGUUCAUCCAGAUAGAUAUAAAACUGCAAAAGUAUUUUGCAACGUAUUGAAAAUGAAUAAAGCUUAUCUGUGCUAUAAUGACAAGGUAGAGAAAAAAUUUGAGACGCUUAUUGAAGCAAUUAACGAAACAUGCAAACGAAAGGGAAGAAAUGAAGCAUAUGUUUGGUAUGAUCUACAUUCUAAUAGGACGUCUUUAACCUAUAAUGAAUGGUUUUCUAAAUCGAUGAUCGUCGCAAAACACUUGGUUGAUUUCAUACAAAAAUUCGAUCUUAUCUUGCUAUUUUGCAAGAAUACUCAAGAAGCAAUCAUUUCGUUCACGUCACUACAAAUAAUUGGCUCUAAUACUAUGCUUAUUGGAAUGAGAGACCACUUUCUCAACAUUUUAUCAUUAUUCAAUUCAAAGAUCAAAGCAGUUUUCAUAGAUGAAGAUUUCUUAUCAGAUGAUAUUCUUAAUUUAUUAUCCGAAAUCAAAACGAUAGUGCUGGAUAGAAAUGAUAACAAAUUAGAAAGUGAAAAUAUCGUGAACUUCUCUCAAUUUUUGAAAAGUAAUUUGUCUAUCAAUGACAAAAAUCUUCCUUUUGUCGAUCCGGAGGAUCCUACCAUUAUUCUAUUGACUUCAGGUUCAACUGGUCAGCCCAAAAUGGUUCAAAAAGACCAACUCAGCUAUUUAAAUUUAUCACUUUAUUUAAGUAAUAUGUUUAAAUCAGAUCGAUUCUUUAACGAUAGAGCCUUUACUCAUUUUGGUGGAUUUUUUUCGGUAUUCUCAUCGUCUCUGGGACAAACUAUUGUUUCUACCAAUAUACCAUCUGUGUCGGAGAAAAAUGAUAUUUUAGAAAUAUGCAAGAGGGAACAAUGUGAUGGAGCACUUUUUAUGGCGUAUAACAUUAGCGACAUUAUCGAGAAAGAUGGAGAAUAUUUAAGAAACAGUUUAGGCAGUAUUAAAACUAUUUUAACUUCAGGACAAAUGGCUGAUAAAAAUAUUCUGAACAAUUUGAAAAAUCUAUUAUCAUCCAAAAUAGAUAUUAUUGAUUCGUAUGGUUCAACGGAAGCGGGAGCUAUUUGCUACAGGUACUGGAAAAGAAAAAAAGACUUUCAUCUUUAUCCCUAUGUUGAACUGUCCAUUAGAGGUGAAGAUGGUCAAAUAAAGCAAAGAGGCGAGUACGGAAAUAUUUGGGUUAAGGGAUGCUUCAAUUUGAAGAAUUUCUUUCCUCCUAAUUCUAAAGGUAGAGAAAAUCAUACGUCAGGUGUUAAUUCUGGGUGGUUGAAUGUUGGUGAUGUAGGAAUGAUUGAUGUUGAAGGUACGUUGACUUUGUCAGGAAGGCAAAAUGACGUCAUUAAAGUGGGCUGCUUGAAAACCUAUCCGUACAAAUAUGAGGAUAAGUUAAACAAGUUAGAUCGAGUUAAGAAAGUUAUAAUAGUUGGUAUCCCUGAUAAAAGAUUGGGAGAAACUUUAGGGGCGGUCGUUCAAUUUCAUUCUAAGCAGUCAUCUUCAGAAGAUCUCCAAUAUUUUCGAGAAAAAUGUAACGAUUACAUAAAAGCGGAUGAGAAUUACGGAUUAAUGUUGAAAAUAGAAAAGAUUUUAGUUCUUGAGACGGAUUGGCCUAUGACAUUAAUGGGAAAAGUGAAGAGAAGCGAAAUUCGGAGAAUUUCUUGGCUCUCAGCAACUGCAAAAUAUUACUUAGGAACGACGGCAAAUAUGGCUCAGAAAUUAGAAAAAACUGUUAACCAUGAUCAGAAUAAUUGCAAUUUUUCAAUUACUCUAGAAAAUGAUGAGAAUGCAAUGCUAUAUUAUGAAAAAAGAAAGAAUAACGUUUAUGAAAUCACACAUACAUAUGUUCCAGAUAGUUAUAGAGGUCAGGGUAUAGCUGGCAUAUUAAUGAAGACUGCUUUGGAAUGGAUAAUUGAAGUGGAGGGUAGAGUACUUCCAACAUGUUCAUACGCCAGUGAUUACAUUAAGAGGAAGAAUAACGAUUCAUAUAAUUCUGUACUAAUUCAAUUAUGA